Gastrolobium bilobum is the source of this 1087-nucleotide messenger RNA. Its product is annotated as phospholipid hydroperoxide glutathione peroxidase, chloroplastic-like. Gene Ontology annotation, molecular function: glutathione peroxidase activity. The record is from RefSeq and is a predicted model, not a curated record. Gene Ontology annotation, biological process: response to oxidative stress. The coding region runs from base 66 to 770 and encodes 234 amino acids. The transcript is spliced from 6 exons. Lineage: Eukaryota; Viridiplantae; Streptophyta; Magnoliopsida; Fabales; Fabaceae.
UCUAUUGAAACUUGAAAGAAGCACCAAACUUGAAACUCUGUGUAUUGUUCCCAGCUACCCCAAAAAUGGCUUCCAUGGCUUUCUCAACCAUCUUCUUCACACCUAUCUAUAAUUUGAGUCAACCUAGAACUAACCCAACUCCUUCUAUCCCUUGCAUCAAAUCUUCCUUAAGUUCUUCCAAGUCAGCCUUUUUCCAACAUGGGUUUUCUCAACAAACCUCGUCCAAUUUUCCCAGGUUUCUUUUCAAGCCUCGGUCUUUCUCAGUUCAUGCUAGAGCAGCCACAGAGAAAACCAUUUAUGAUUUUACUGUUAAGGAUAUUGAUAGGAAGGAUGUUUCUCUUAGCAAAUUUAAGGGGAAGGUUCUCUUGAUUGUAAAUGUUGCUUCACGAUGUGGUUUGACAUCAUCGAACUACUCGGAACUGUCACGCUUAUAUGAAAAAUUUAAAAAUCAAGGUUUGGAGGUUCUAGCUUUCCCCUGCAAUCAAUUUGGUAUGCAGGAGCCUGGAUCAAAUCAAGAAAUUAAGCAGUUUGCUUGCACAAAGUUUAAAGCAGAAUUUCCAAUUUUUGAUAAGGUUGAUGUAAAUGGACCGUUUACUGCUCCAGUAUACCAGUUUCUGAAAUCAAGUGCUGGAGGCUUUCUAGGUGAUCUUGUCAAGUGGAAUUUUGAAAAAUUCUUGGUUGAUAAAAAUGGUAAAGUUGUUGAAAGAUACCCACCGACAACCUCUCCUUUUCAAAUUGAGAAGGAUAUCCAGAGGUUACUUGCUGCGUGAGUGUGGAAUUCAGGUGAAAGAAAGGAUAGCUGUACCUAGGAGCAGAAAAUUCCAUGAGUCAAAACUGAUGAUAAGCAAUAAAUAUUAUUAUGCAAAUUUGUUUGGGGUCUUUAUUCAUGAAAGGGAAAAACUACUCUUAUGUUAGUGGAGAUUAAUUCUCUAACAUCAUUUAUGUGCUGCUAUUUUUUAUUUUAUUUUUAUUUUUUAAUAAUGGCUGGGUUCCCCAAAUAGUUAUGUCUGUGACAAAAGACAUAUUGUAUCCUAUUAUAUAAGAUUAAUAAAGCACUUAAUGAAAUUACCGGAUCAGAGAAGAAAAA